Molecule: messenger RNA, 2627 nt
Organism: Gossypium raimondii (Peruvian cotton)
Lineage: Eukaryota; Viridiplantae; Streptophyta; Magnoliopsida; Malvales; Malvaceae
Exons: 12
Coding region: 69-818 (249 amino acids)
Source: RefSeq, a predicted model, not a curated record
CAAAUAAAAGGGCUAUGAAAAUUUUGUAGAAGACUGAAAUGUAGAGCAAAGAAACAGGAAAAGAAGAAAUGGAGGAACUGAGGAAGCUUGAACAACUCCACACAACUCUUACAUUUAUGCAAUCUCAUAACUUCGUUCCCUCUUCAACUCUCGAUUCAAAUCGCUUCAUCGCCAAUCUCAUCCUUCUCUUAUUACAACCAUGCGGCGAACUCAAUCUUGACAUGAAAUUCCGUUUACUUUCUGAAUAUUUACCAAAAAUUUCAGUCAGCUUUCUGGAAGAAGCAUCACAAUGGGUUCGUUUUGAAACUGAUGAAAGAGAUUAUCAAGAGGUUAAUGAUCCGUCCGGUAAAAAGGAUUGCCUCCCAUUGCAGAUAAACCACGAGGAGGUAGCAAUGGUGGGACUGGAAGCAAUGGAACGAGCAAAUUCUACACUUGAGGAUUUUUGCAGAUCUUAUUUUAUGUUUCAUGGAGUGGACAUAGACAGCCCACUUAUGAUAUUUAAAUAUUUCCCUGUUCUUGCAUUCACUGAAAGUUAUAUUUAUCAGUUAGAUGGUUUGAAUGAGAAGAUACUCUCUAUACCAACAGAAGGAGACACUUCUCUAGCAAAAGAAUUUGAGAAGAUGAACUAUCAGUGUUGGGCUGAAACAUUUGCGAACAUGUUAGAAAAGGAUCCAUUCAGACCACUUUUAAAUGUACUUGAACUCCGGGGACUCCUUAAUGACAGGAUCAGAGAAGAAUUUAGGUCUGGAGAGGAGUACUGGGCAUUGGAAAGAAAGCUAUGUCGUGCACUAACACACAAAAUGGAGAAAAGGGAAUAAUGGUCUACCUAAUGGUAUUGAGUGAAUAGAUCUUUGAUCUUAGCACUGCCUUGUUGAGCAAAGUUUCUCCUCAUGCUUAUGAACUAUGGAUGGUUUUGACAUAUAGAUAUCAAGGCUGCAAACCUUGCUUGAGGCUCUACAUAUAUAUUAGAAAUGGAUCUCUAUUAAAGAUGUUAUGAGGGCAAUUCAUCUAAAGUCAUUUGACUAUCGGGUGCUGAAUCUUCUUCUGUAUCAGUUAAGAGGUCAAGAGGUAAUUUGCUGUUAGCCUAUUUAUACGUUUGUAUCUUUUGCAUGUUUCUGCAUGUACAUACAUCUGUUUGAUUUUUUGAACCAUGCUGGCAUUCUAACAUUCUAUUUUGGAUGCAAGUUUGAAGCACUAUUUAAGGGUUUUGAUAGAAGGGGAAGGAAAAGGAAAUGUCUAAAGCACUACAUAAUUCUUUCUGACUUAAUAAAAUGACAACUCCAUGAUGCCGUGAUUUGCUAUGUUGGUUUUCAUCAAGUUUUUUGGAAGUACAUACAAUGAUUCUUGCUUACAGUUUCUGCUUUACUGUAAUUGUGAUAUUGUUAAUCUUCAGUUUCAAUCUUUAAACAACAAGCAGAACUGAAAUUUUAUAUCUGCUUAUAAAUGUUAUGCAGUCUGCAUUUGCAUUCAUACAUUACAAGACAUUAUCAAAAUGUAUCCAUCGCCUUUAUGUUUUUACUAUGAUAUAUCUUGCAUUCUAUAUUUUGUUUCUGGUAACUUAGAUUAACAAGGCUAAAUGCAUUUUCUUCGAAGUUGUUGUAAAGGUUAAUGACUUGCACAUGGAAUUCCUGUCAGUCUCUGAAUUCCUCGUAGAAAUAUCAGAUGAUCUGUAAGUGUUUUUUUUCCCGUGUUUUCUGAUUUUAGCUUAGAUUUAAGUGGACAGUUUCAGUGGUAUAGGCACUUUCAAAUACACAGAAUGAUCAACUGAUUUCAAUCACAUCCCUUUUUUUGGAUAACUGAUGUUCUCAUUCAUUUUUGUUAUAAUAUGCUGUAAGCAUGGUGUCAAUUAUAUACUCAACUCCCAGAUGAUAUAAUAAUGCUCCAGGUUUGACUAUGAGGUACUUCCGUUCUUUGAUGCUUUCUAAUUGUUCUGAUUCUAUGGUUCAGUUUAUAUGUCAUAUUCUUUUAUUGUUUUUGUGGCUACGCUGCAGGAUGACGUAUUAGAAAAUAAUUUCAAUAUUUUGCGCAUGUUUGUCAAAAUAUAUGGACCUGCAGCUGCCCCAGCUAUGUUGGCAAAAUACAUAACAGAUGCUGAAGAGAGGUAUGACAAUUUAUUGAAAACUUUGGAUCCUCAGUUGUCCUCGAAAUACCAGAGAAGAUGCGAAGAAGCCACUAAAGAAGGUGGCAAGGCUUCAGGACACCCCCUUGGAACGUGGAGUAUUCCACCUGUGAUCGUAAACGAGGAUCUUUAUCGAUCAAACUGUCUAAAUACUGAAUGAACAGCUUAGGGGUUGAAUGAUCUAAUUUGAAAUAAGAAGCCUCUAGUUUCAGGAGAAUAGUAUACCCUUCCCGUUUCUAACUCUAGCUUGGAUGGUGGAUUUGGCACUAUACAUUUCCUUGAAAACCUGUUAUAGUUGCAGUAAUAUGUUGAUCCUGACACUGGUUUUUCUUUUAAAGUAUACAUAUACGGUGUCAUGUAUGUUUCACUGAAAUACAAGGAACAUGGGUUUGUGCUGAGUGGGCUGACAUGUGGUACAAGGUUUUUGGUUCCGUUGGGUACACCCUGUUAUUAUCUCAAAUCAAACUUAAUAGUAAGAUGAAAAUCGAGGUUGGAUUUUUUAAAACAA